UCCCGUCGCGCCCGCCGCUGUCGCGCGGGGCGAUCGCCCGCCUGCCCAUACUCGGCAUGGCCGCCAAGGGGGCCCGGCAGCGGCCGCGGGCUGCGGGCGGCGGGGAGGCGGCCCGGGCGCGGCACGAGGCGGGCGCCGAGGGCACGAGGGUCCAAUCAUCUGGGAGCAAAGCAGGACAAGUGUGGGCGCCUGAGGGAUCAACAGCUUUCAAGUGUCUCAUCUCAGCCAGGUUCUGUGCAGCUCUCUUAAGCAACAUCUCCGAUUGUGAUGAGACGUUUAACUACUGGGAACCGACACACUACCUCGUCUAUGGAAAGGGGUUUCAGACGUGGGAAUACUCUCCAGCCUAUGCCAUCCGUUCCUAUGCUUACCUGUGGCUUCAUGCCUUACCAGCCUUGUUCCACGCUAGAGUUCUGCAAACUAACAAGGUUCUUAUCUUCUAUUUCCUCCGAUGCUUCCUGGCCUUCCUGAGCUGCGUUUGUGAACUCUAUUUCUACAAGGCCGUAUGCAAGAAGUUUGGGCUACACGUGGGCCGGCUGAUGUUGGCCUUCUUAGUACUCAGCACUGGGAUGUUUUGUGCAUCUGCAGCUUUCCUCCCAAGCAGUUUCUGCAUGUACACUACGAUGAUUGCCAUGACUGGCUGGUACAUGGACAAGACCUCUGUUGCGGUGCUGGGGGUGGCUGCUGGAGCCCUUGUGGGGUGGCCUUUCAGUGCAGCUCUUGGGCUUCCUAUUGCCUUCGACAUGUUGAUACUGAAGCAGAGGUGGAAAAGUUUCCUUAACUGGUGUGUGGUGUCAUUGAUCCUGUUUUUGGUGCCUUUGGUAUUUGUGGACAGCUAUUACUAUGGGAAGCUGGUAGUUGCGCCUCUCAACAUUGUUUUGUACAAUGUCUUCACCUCUCAUGGACCUGAUCUCUAUGGUACAGAACCCUGGUACUUCUAUUUCAUCAAUGGCUUUCUGAAUUUCAACCUGGCAUUUAUUUUGGCACUGCUUGUGCUGCCACUGACUUGUCUCAUGGAGUGUCUGCUUCAGAAGUUUCAUGUUCAGAAUCUGGGCCGUCCCUACUGGCUGACGCUAGCUCCCAUGUACAUUUGGAUCAUGAUUUUCUUUAUUCAGCCCCACAAAGAAGAGAGAUUUCUCUUUCCCAUCUAUCCCCUCAUCUGCCUCUGCGGUGCUGUGGCUCUGUCUGCUCUUCAGCGCUACCGCCUGGAACACUACACGGUUUCCUCCAACUGGCUGGCUCUGGGGACUGUAUUUCUUUUUGGCCUUUUGUCGUUGUCACGCUCUGUUGCCUUAUUCAGAGGCUACCACGGGCCCCUGGACCUGUACCCAGAAUUUCACCGGAUUGCUACUGACCCCAGUAUUCACACUGUGCCAGAGGGAAGGCCGGUUAAUGUCUGUGUGGGAAAGGAGUGGCACAGAUUUCCAAGCAGCUUCCUCCUGCCGGAUAACUGGCAGCUCCAGUUCAUCCUGUCGGAAUUCAGGGGCCAGUUACCAAAACCAUUUGCCAAGGGACCAGUGGCCACACGGAUCAUUCCAACUGACAUGAAUGACCAAAACAAGGAGGAGCCGUCUCGAUACAUUGACAUUUCCAAAUGCCAUUAUCUGGUGGACUUGGAUACAGCAGCUGAAACCCCACGGGAGCCAAGGUAUUCCUCCAACAAAGAAGAGUGGAUAACCAUCGCCUACAAGCCAUUCCUAGAUGCUUCCAGGUCCUCAAAGCUGCUGCGUGCAUUCUACGUCCCUGUCCUCUCAGAACAGUACACAUCGUAUGCAAACUACACUAUUCUGAAAUCCCGGAGGUCAAGGCAAAGCAGGAAAAAAAUGGGAGGCUAGCAACAUACCUGGGCAACAAACUCAAAAGCAUCUGCUGGCGCUCUUGGACAGCUGCCUAAGCCAUCUUCAGUUCCCCUUUUUGAAAGAUUGUGCUUGUGCGAUUCACUAAUAAAGAUUUCCCAUGAAGUGAUUCCACCCUGCAAGCUUCCAGCUGUAGAAGGGGUGUAUCAUCUGCUUUCAGUUCGCAGUGUCAGGGCUCUGCUCUGCCUACACGGAACAGAUUGGUAAGAAACCAUUUGAAAAGCCAGCAGCCACCUACGAACGUAUUAUCCCUGCUGCUCCCUGUGUUAUUAUCUAUUACACCAGAAAAGAGAGAAAUGGAAAAUAAAAAGGAAUGACAAUAUGAGGUUCUGCUCCAGGUUGCAGUUGGGCACUGAGAAAAUUCAGCUCAGCCUCUCUCUUUGCCCCUCUGCCCUGUCCUCAUCUGCCGAAGCAGUGCUGACCUUCUCCUAGAGAUAUUUUUUUGGGUGACAACAUUUAGGAAUCUUCUUUUCUUUAAAGAAAAAGGAGGGAAGAAAGAAGAAAACAGCUGAGAGACAACUAACUGAAAUGCAUUCGUCCUCAAGGAAUGAAUAGCAGGCACCGCAGCGGAACGGCCUGAAGUUGCUCUGUCCAGGAGACACUUUCAAGGAUAAUAAAUCUGUGCUUCUGGGAGAAACCCCUCCAAUCUUAAGAGCUGAGCCAAUCAUUUGUUUUCAUGGGACCAGAGUGUUUUUGUUAUCUGUGAAACCACGGAUUUGUUUGCUAUUUAUAAUAAUUUUUUUAAAGAUACCUAAACAUCCUUUCCAUUCUAGUCUACAGCAUCUUAAAACCUCUGGAAUCAUCCAGAGAGAAGGAGGAUUCAUUUUUUUUUUGUGAGUUCUGUUUCCCCCAAUAGACCGUGUGUGUUGCGUUGGUCCAAUGUGCUUCAGAGCAAUACUGUAUUUAUUGUAUGUCUGUUUCUAAAACGUGCAGUGUCACAAGCUGGAUGGAGUUAUUUUCCCUCGCAUCCUUGAAACUCUGUGGGGAUCGGAUGGCAUAAGAUGGAGCAGGGAGGAAGCUCCUUUUGCAAAAAGGCUGCAGAAGCUCUGUGGCUGUGAUUACAUUGGUCUGUGUGUGCAGUGACAGUGCCAGAGCGUGGGGAUCAGGAAGCAGGUUUGUAUGUUUGGAAUCUGUUGGGAUCCAAACAGAAAAGCCCGUGCUUCUGAGGAUGCAGGUGUUGGCCCAGGCGCAGAGAGCAGCGUUAGGAGGGACUGCAGGUUUAGCUGGGCAGGACGGGAAGGGCAGGCUGUGAUCCAGCACGGUGCUACAGAGUAGGAGGAGCUGGAUGAGCAGCAAAGCGUGGGCUGAAUCAUAAGGGCAACUUCAGAAACAUAGGGAGAGAUGCUCUGGAUCCACUGCAUUUCAUUAAGGGGGAGUUUAUUUUAAAUGGCGUUGUGCUCUCUUGGAAAUACAGCUUAUAAAGUGCUAAACAUGGUAAGAGCUGCCUCGUUGUCCGGAUGGUUACACCAUGGAGAAUGCAGUUCUCUUCCAUUGCACCCCCACUGUACGGAGGAGCAGUUUGAAGCUGAGACUCUGAAUUUAGACUUUGAUGGCUUGAGGAAGCAUCUGUGGUUUCUUAAGUUUUGUCUCUCUUCAGAGAGAUGGAUAUCACCCUUCAGGAGUGUCAAACGUGGAGCUUCAAGGUUUGCAGCCAGGCAUUGGUGUCUUGGGUGCGUUGCUCUGCAAGAUCACAGUCACUUUGCAGAUCACUGCAGUGUCUGUGUUCACAGCAAUCCCCUAUCUCCCUCCCGCCAGCUCUACCCCUCGUAGAAGUUUACAUGUGUUGAACAAGGCUCUACAGUGCCAAUAAAUCAAAACCAAAACUCUUGCCCUGCGCGUUGCCUCUCCCCUUGGUAAUCCGUGACCUUAAAUCAAAUAAAGAAGCAAAUGCAGUUAAAGUACCCUUUGCACCCCUCUCAGGUGCUGUUUGUGUGGCUGUUCCAUCUUGUCAGAGACCAUAAUCUCAUGUUUAAUGUGAAAAGACAGUAAAGAUCCAUUUGAAAUGA
Messenger RNA from Cuculus canorus (common cuckoo), 3862 nucleotides. RefSeq names its product ALG9 alpha-1,2-mannosyltransferase (gene ALG9). Gene Ontology annotation, biological process: protein N-linked glycosylation. NCBI's taxonomy places the organism in Eukaryota, Metazoa, Chordata, Aves, Cuculiformes, Cuculidae. The coding region runs from base 57 to 1835 and encodes 592 amino acids. Gene Ontology annotation, molecular function: alpha-1,2-mannosyltransferase activity. Gene Ontology annotation, cellular component: endoplasmic reticulum membrane. The transcript has 15 exons. The record is from RefSeq and is a predicted model, not a curated record.